AUGUCUCCCAUGGCAUACAUCUCAUCGAAACCAGCAACCUCCUCUGUUCUCUCCGUCGUAACAGGCAUCUCUCAGUCAACCUUGACACCGUAUCACCGUCUAUUCGGCCGGAUAGUCAUCUCGCCUCUCUUACUAGCCCACGCUUCGCUUUACAUGCUCUUCUUUGUGCAGUCUAGUCAUCCGGAGUUUGGCACUUUGCUCGCUAAGCGAGUACAAGACUUAGAUGUCCAAUGCGGUAUUGUUGCCCUUCUCGCGGUCGUGCUUCUCUUCCUCUUCGCACGGCCUCGGGGUGCUGCACAGAGUGGACUGCAGUCCUGGUUGAUGCAGGGCCCAUUACAAGAGCGCCGCCGCAUGUUCUACUUCGGCCAUGUGUCUUUGGUGAUCUUGUUGGGCGUUGCAGCUUACACACAUGUCAAGCAAGCGCAAAGGUAUAUCAUACAGACCUUGGGGGCCUCGAUACUGAAUGGGGUUUGUUCUUGGGUUAUAUUGCGAUAUGUCGAAGCCUGA
This is a messenger RNA of Penicillium olsonii, 507 nucleotides long. NCBI's taxonomy places the organism in Eukaryota, Fungi, Ascomycota, Eurotiomycetes, Eurotiales, Aspergillaceae. The record is from the annotation of a GenBank genome assembly.